Melospiza melodia melodia is the source of this 4197-nucleotide messenger RNA. It is a transcript of the gene DHRS12, whose product is annotated as dehydrogenase/reductase 12. The transcript has 10 exons. NCBI's taxonomy places the organism in Eukaryota, Metazoa, Chordata, Aves, Passeriformes, Passerellidae. The coding region runs from base 33 to 1004 and encodes 323 amino acids. The record is from RefSeq and is a predicted model, not a curated record.
GCUGCGCGGGCGGCGGCAGCAGCAGCAGCGCCAUGUCCUGGUACCGCAACACCGUGUGGUUCGUGAAGGGGCUGCGGGAGUACACGAGAGGUGGUUACGAGUCUGCUUCCAAGCGCUUCAACCCAGCUGAUGUGGAGGUGGAUGUGGCUGGAAGAUCCUUCCUGGUCACUGGAGCAAACAGUGGCAUUGGCAAGGCCACAGCCAAGGAGAUAGCGAGGAGAGGUGGCACGGUUCAUCUGGUUUGCCGAAAUAAGGAACGGGCUGAAGUUGCCAAAGAGGAAAUAGUGACAGAAACGGGCAAUCAGAAUAUCUUCUUGCAUAUUGUGGAUAUAUCUAAUCCCAAGGAAAUAUGGAAGUUUGCUGAAAAAUUCCGAAAUGAACAUAAAUUAAAUGUGUUGAUCAACAAUGCGGGAUGUAUGGUGAAUAACAGAGAGUUAACUGAAGAUGGACUUGAAAAAAACUUUGCAACAAACACUUUGGGUACAUAUAUCAUGACAACUGCCCUGGUGCCCCUCCUGGAAAAAGCAGCUGAUGCCAGAGUGAUCACUGUCUCUUCUGGGGGCAUGCUAGUUCAAAAACUAAACGUAUCUGACUUGCAGUCGGAAAGUGGGCCAUUUGAUGGAACCAUGGUGUAUGCACAGAACAAGAGACAGCAAGUUGUCCUGACAGAACAGUGGGCAAAGGCUCACAGAAAUAUCCAUUUCUCAGUGAUGCACCCCGGCUGGGCAGACACCCCAGCUGUGAGGUCAGCCAUGCCGGAUUUCUAUGAGAGGAUGAAGAACUCUCUGCGCACGGAGGCCCAGGGAGCCGACACCGUCCUGUGGUUGGCGGUGUCAGCUGAAGCAACAAAGCUGCCCAGUGGCUUGUUCUUCCAAGACAGGCAACCAGUCCCUACACACUUACCCCUAGCAUACACCCACAGUCCACCAGAGGAUGAAGAGAAGCUAAUGGAGGUGCUGGAAGAGUUCUCCCAGAAGUUUAAAUCUGCUUCUCCAGGAAUUUAGGGUCUCUGCUGACACUGUGUCACCGCAAAUCUUCUAAUUACACAGUAAUCUGCUGUUGAGGGGAAGUAGGAUGCCAUAGGCCUGUUAAAAAUGAAUUAGGUUCAGGUGUUCUUGUAAUGAGUGGUAGAGUGGCACCUGUGUAAUUUUCCUCUGCUGCCAAGUCUCUCCCAUUGUGAAUAUGCAGCUGCUGCCUGAAGACACACUAAGGUUGUGUUCUUUGGAUUGGAAGAAAAAUUGAGAAAACACUGAGCACAGAGAAAUGCAGAGGAGUGUACUUUCAGUAGCCUUUGUGAAGGACUUCAGGAAAGAACAGGGAAUGUUUUCCACAACUUUUAACUGCUGUAUUGGACAGGUUGGUGGCUUCCUUCACUGCAUGAGGGUGACUGGGCUCAAGCAUGUAACUGGGAAUGCAUAAACUCUCUUGCAGAGCCUGCUUAGUUUAAAGGGAAGGAUUCCUCACAGCCUUUAGUUUCUAUAAAUUAGUGCUGGUAUGCAGAAGUGAUCUGCUUCCUCAUGUUUAAACAGCAAGAAUUUAGGAACACUGCCAAAUGCCUUCCACAUUACUUUGUGGAGCCAGGGCUAAAUAUUAUCCCAUUUAUGUCAAAAUACCAUGAAGUAGGAGGUUUCAACACAACACACCCAGACAUGGCUGGAUCCAGCAGAGAAAUGGCUGCAUGACUGUAGGCACAAAAAGAAACAAUGUGCUAAGGUGUAUCUGCUUGCCAUUUCUGUGAGAGAUUAAAGGGAAUUGUUUUAUCAUUGUGAAUGGAUUAAGAGGGGAAGGGAGCACUGGUGUGGCACAGGUUUUAGAGGAGAAUGUACCUCCUGAUGAGAGGCUUGUAUUUUGUCUGGGUGUGUUUACUUCCAGACACAGAGGACAGGAUUCAUCCUGCCUGAUCUGUGGACAUUUGAAUUACUCACAGAGUUUCUCACUGUAAAUUGGUAGAGGGGAAAAUGGGCUUUUUCAUAGGGAUUUACUGGAUCCAGUUUGAGAAGCACCACCUACAGUGCUGAAUCUUUCUAAGAGUGCUGAAGACAAUCAGCUCAGACUAAGACUUUCUGGUGGGACUCAUUUUGUCUUAAUUAUUUCAGAUUUACUGCAAAGCCAAGACUAUUAUUAACAAAGGUAACACCUUUUCUCCUGAACUGAGUGUGUUUAUUAACCAGCUGCCUCCAGAACCAGCCAAGUUGCUGCAGUUUCACGUGUGCCUCACACCAGUGUGGUAAGACCAGGGACCUAAACACAAAUAUAACACAGAUAUUCCUGAGCUCUCUGCAGUGACUAGCAGCUAAAGACUGGUGAUGGACAGAGGAGAGCUCUUUCUGUCUUGCUUUACGUAAUUUAGUUUCCUCCUGAUGGUAUUUCCUCAUUAUUCAAAGAUCUCCUAUUAAGUAUCAGUUUAAGAAAAAUCUGCUUUUUUCAGCCUAUUGUCAAUCUCCCUAGAAGUAAAGACUUUACUGUCAGAGAUGCCCUGACAAAAAUUUUCCCAUGAUAAGCAGUGCUGAGACAAGUCCGGCUGUCACAGCUCCUCCCGAAGAGGCUGGGUCAGCAUUCAAGUUAUUGCCUCAUUUAUAAACUUAACUCCUUCUUGUCCUAUAGUGAAAGAAAACAACAGCAAGGCUUGUACAGAGGUUUAUUUCCUGCAAAUUUGGUAUUAACAUUUUCUAUGGUUUCAGCUGUUAAAUACAGUUACCCAAAACGAGAGCAUGGCUGGAAGCAUGUAUAGUAACUACAUUUCUUAACCCAAUAGCUGCAAGGCUAAUAAAAACAUUUGCAUUAUUUAGUAUUUACAUCAGUUUGCUUCUCAGCUCUGCAGUACAGAAGAAAAGUUUAAUGACUGGUAUUUAAAUAGUUCAUUAAAGUACAAAUUGUGCACUAUAUAUGUAUAUAUUUAACACAUUUUAGUUCACAUUCUACACUAGUGUAUUUGAAUAGCCUAUAUUUUUCAUUUUUUGUCACCGCUUAAAAAUUAAGCCAGUGAAGAAAACUGCUUUAAUCAAAGUUUGGUCACAGUGUCUAAGAGCAACAUGCUAUGGUUUAAGAGCACUUCUGAUUUAAAAAGAACUAAACAACAGGAACAACAAGUAGAAACUAAGUCCGGAGUGUCACACACUUUGGUAUUAUGGUCCUGCUGAUGCUUUAUUUCAGCCUGAUUCCACGAGAACAAACAUGGCAUGUGGCUGCAAGCCAGUGAGAGGAUCUGUCUAAUGCAGAGUGACUUGCAACUUCAUGUAAGUGAAUACAUUUACACACUCAAAGAUUAUGCUGGGUCAGAAGGGAUCCACAAGGAUCAUGGUGUCCAACUCCUGGCCCUGCACAGGACACCCCAAGAGUCACACCAGGUGCUGAGAGCACUGUCCAAAUGCUUCUUGAACUCUGUCAGGCUGCUGCUGUGAUCACUUCCCUGGGGAGCUGUUCCAGUGCCCAGCCACCCUCUGGGUGAAGAACCUUCUCCUGAUAUCCAACCUAAACCUCCCCUGGCACAACUUAAGGCCAUUCCUUUGGGCCCUGUCACUGGUCACCCCAGAGAAGAGAUCAGUGCCUGCCCCUCCUCUUCCCCUCACAAGGAAGUUGUAGACUGUGAUUAGGUUUCCCCUCACUCUCCUCUUCCACUUUAAAACUUCAUGAACAAAAUAAAAACAGCAUCCAGUGACAGAUGAGCAGAAGAUGAAGGUGGCACAGGUCCUUGUUAAGCAGUGCACACUGGGAGUCUGAGAGCACAUCUGGUUCUUGGGAAUGGAAUGACAAGCACAGCAGCUGCUCUUGGCACCCUUUCCAGUCCAGGCACAGCCCCACACUUCUUGUGGCAGCUUUGAGGCUUUUAUGACUCUGACCUCACUCUGAUAGCUUCAUAUUUUUCUUCAUUUUGUGAAGUCAGCUACUUGGGAAGUUUUUGCUCUCAGGGAUCUUGCAGAGGAAUGUAGCACCACAGAGCACAUGUGGAGUUGGUCAUUACCCUACAUCCUAAUGGAAAGGCACAGCCCAUCAUCGGUGCAGCAGGGUGGUGAUGCAGGGACCACUGCAACUUCUCUUUUUGUCUUGGAUGAAAAUUUUAGGAGGUCAAUGUAACAGGUAUCAAACAAUUUUGUAAACUGCAUUUUGUCUUUAGUUUUAAUUUCCAGGUCGUCUUUAUUCAUUGUUUAAAAAAACUCAAUAAACUAAAUCAACCUGCUGUUGAUUAAAGUUGUAAAA